Megachile rotundata (alfalfa leafcutting bee) is the source of this 7967-nucleotide messenger RNA. RefSeq names its product epithelial cell transforming 2 pebble (gene pbl). Gene Ontology annotation, cellular component: nucleus; cell cortex. Gene Ontology annotation, molecular function: GTPase activator activity; guanyl-nucleotide exchange factor activity. The record is from RefSeq and is a predicted model, not a curated record. NCBI's taxonomy places the organism in Eukaryota, Metazoa, Arthropoda, Insecta, Hymenoptera, Megachilidae. Gene Ontology annotation, biological process: intracellular signal transduction; mitotic cytokinesis; regulation of cytokinesis, actomyosin contractile ring assembly.
AAAAGGAUUGGUACCACGUGACGUAAAAUACUGUACAGAUAUGUUAUAUUAUCGAUAACUUCAUUCCAAUGGUAAUAUUAACGGCGCGUGUGAUCUGUUGCUGUCAUUUAUUAUUGGUUUUAAGUAUUUCUAAUCUACAAAUAUUAUUAAAGUAUUUCUCAUAAUAGAUUGUUCUCUAUAUAUAUAUAUAUAUAUAUAUAUAUUAUUUUUUAAUAUUCUACAAACUAUAGUUCCAAACAAGUUUAUUGCAGUGAUAUAUAGAUAUUUCAUUUGAGCUUGAACUUAUCAAUUUCUUUAUAAAUUGUUCAUACCAAUCUGAAGUAAGUGAAAUUCAUUGUUUAUUCAUGCUAUAGAUAAAAAAAGAAGCAUAAUUAACAAUAAAUAUACAGUUAAAGUAAAAGGAUUAAAAGCAAAGAUCGAAAAAAGUACUAAAGUUGUAGUACUAUUAAUAAUUAUGUAUCCGUGCAACUCCAUGACAGUUAUGUCAGAUUCAGUUGAAUGACUAUGGACCACACGAAUGUUAUGUUCAUAAUGGAUUUUAAAUAAAUGCCGACGAUAAGUGCCUUUCAGUGCCAACAGCGAAGCAUAUAUAUGUAAACAUAUGUCAUACACGCACACACAUGUCUGAAGAAUUCCGUGUACUGUACGAUUUGAGAAAAGAAGUAUACCUGAAAGACCUGUUUGGGGUUUGAGCUUGAGUUUUGUCCGCAUAAUUUGAGGGUGUCAUACGCUGCGUCAUCAAACUCCGCAGUUUUCCCGUAUUUUCCGAAUUCUUUUUCUCGCUGGAUUCGCCUGUAGGAGGCGCUUCCAAUACGAAGAAUCAGUACGAAGAAGAGUGUACGAGCAGAACGAUGUUGUAACUAACGGCCAAAAUGGAAGAGCAAAGCGUUCACAGCAGUAUCAGUGAUAUAAAUAGUGAAGAAGCAGUUAGGAAUGAAUCUGUGAUUAUACCACGUAAGAAAAGAAUAUGUUUAAUUGGUGCAGCUGGUGAUGAUCCUGCGCUUGGUGCUGCUGCUCAGCAGUUUAACGUACCUGUUCUCAAAUCAAAAACUGGUUUAGAAUAUGUAGAAGAUACGGCAUAUUGUACUUAUUUUAUAUUAAAAAGUUUUGAGGGACCUGAAUAUGAUGCUCUUCAUAAAAGUGCUCAUAGAAUUUUGGGGCCGACGGCACUUCUGCAAUUGACAGAAAGAAAGGACUCGUUACCUAGUAUUAAUAGACCAAUGUAUACACAAGCCAUGGUAGGCACAGUAGUAGUGUUUACUGGAUUCAGGAAAAAAGAUGAAUUGACUAAGUUAAUUAAUAUGAUACACAAUAUGGGUGGAAGUAUCAGAAAAGAAAUGGGUGCAAAGGUGACGCAUCUCAUUGCCAAUUGUUGUGGUGGAGAUAAGUACCGGUAUGCUGUCACAUUUAGGGUCCCUAUUAUGUCCAUGGAGUGGGUGAUAGCUCUCUGGAAUGCCAAAGACGAUAUUUCCAAUUAUGGAAAUAAUGAAGAAUUGAUUGCAACCUAUAAACUAAAACCAUUUUUUGGUGCAAAAGUAUGUUUCUUCGGUUUUCCUGAAGAAGAAAAACGUCAUAUGUGUGAAGUUUUACAACAGCAAGGUGGUGAAUCUACAGAAAUUGAUGAUCCUAAUUGUACACAUGUGGUAACACAUAUAGGAAGUCAUCAGUACAAGAAAUCAAACUUCAGUGCUUCUGAUAUGCUACCAUGUACUAAAAAUCCUAAUUAUACUCCACACCAUUAUACGGAAACGAAACCAUUUUCCUUUACUUUCUAUAACCCAUAUACUCAUACUAUACCUAAUGAAAAAAAAGUAGGUCCUUCAUAUACUUGCAACAGUAGAUGUUUUAAUUUCAUCAAGAAACAAAGUAGUAGACAUUUGUCAUGUAAUUUUUGUUCUCUGAUUCAUCAAUAUGUAGAAUGCAAAGAAAAUGUAUGCAAUCAUUCCAUACUAGAUGAUAUUAGUCAAGAUUCAGAUAUCUAUAUAGAUGAUAAUUUAAAUGAUUAUCUAAGUUUUCCAGACGAAUCUCACAAUACAUCUAAGUUAUCAAUAUCACAAACUGAUUCUGGUAUUGAUAUGUCCACAACAAAGUCUAAUUUUAACAUAACACCAACAAAUGACUUAACAGCAUUAAAACGAACAAAUGUUCUUAUUCCAUCUACUCUAUUGGGGAAAUAUCCUACCUUUACAUCUUCAUUAGAUUACAAUAACAAAAGAAUUGGCAACAUUGUAUCUGAUAUUGCUUUAAACGAAUAUAAGAAUAUUAAUAAUGGUAAUAUUCAUACUCAAUCAGAAUUCUAUAAUUUUAAAUCAUCUACAUUAUGUAAAAAAAAAAUUACUCGGUACAUGAACAAUCAUUGCUCUGGUGGUACAGCUCAUUUAUUGAAAUUUUGUAAAAGCACACAAUGUCUACAUAAUUCUUUUUUCCUUAGCAAAAAGAUUACAACUCCAAGAAGAUACGUUAAAUGCAAAGCCAAGUCUUAUGUCAAUAUUCAUAGAAUUACUUCUUCAGAUAAAUUCAAAUUUAAGAAAAUACAUUCUCAUCCGAAUCUAGUAGGGCAAUAUGGCUCAGAAUUAAAUGAUCCUCUUUUGCACAGUUCUCAUACAAAAAUGAAAAGAAACAAUUUUAAUCAGUUAAAUUUUUCUCCAGCACUUAAACAAUAUGAUCUGGUUAGUCACCAAAUUUCAGAAAUUCAACAAAGGCAAAUAUAUACUCCUUUACCUAGUCCACUUCCUGUACUUGCUAAGGUAGCAGAAAUAUCGAAGUCCAAACAUGGCUCAAGAAAUAUCUUUGCAUCAGAUGGAAAAUACUCAAAUGUUUCUUCUAAACAUUGCCCUUUGAAAGGUGAUGAUUUGAAACUGGAGAAACAGGACGAUAAAACAUUACCUUUGGUUGUAGAUGAAUCAAAUGUAAAUGCAUUACCCGAUUUAGCAUCUGUGAGAGCUCACAUUGUUAAAGCUGAAUGGUUUUGGACAUCUGUUCAAAAUGAAGGUGCUGCUGAUGAGAAGGAAUAUUUGUUUGAAGAUUAUUUGGAAUCCGUUCUAUCGCCAACUGUAACAGCAAGACGUGAUAGUCAGCAAGCUGUUACUCCCAGUACAGCAUCUACAAGACGGAAACGUAAACGCUUGGCAGAAACUUUAUCUAGUCUGGUUCAAAAUGGUACAGAUUCACCAGCAUUGCAUAAAAGACGAUCUAGUAUCAGUGAUGCAGGGCAUUUAAGUGUUAGUGGAAGUUUCUUGGAUUGUACAACAAGUCCAGAAAAACCACUACUUGAUGAUAUUCCAGAAGUGGAAGCUGUUAAUACCGACAACACUAGGAAAAAUUUAUCUCCGCGUCAUCAAGUUUUCUUAGAAUUAGUACAAACGGAGUCAAAUUAUGUUGGAAUUCUUAGUACAAUUAUGACGUUGUUUAAAUCACCAUUGGAAGAUCUCAUAGAUACUAGUGGUGAAUUGUUAAAUGGUACAGAAGCUAAAAUUAUAUUUGGAAAUUUUCCACCCAUUUAUGAAGUCCACAAAAAAAUGUUAGAAGAAUUGAGAUAUAGUGCCACUUAUUGGAUGGAAGAUAUAAGCAUAGGUAAUAUAUUUUUGAAGUUUGCACCUGACCUAGUCAAGGCGUAUCCACCAUAUGUCAAUUUCUUCGAAAAUACGAAGGAGAUGCUUGAUCAAUGUGAUCAGAAUAAACCACGAUUUCACGCUUUUCUGAAAGUGUGUCAGACAAAACCUGAAUGUGGCAGACAAAGUUUGAAGGAAUUACUGAUUAAGCCAGUACAAAGAUUGCCCAGUAUUAGUUUAUUACUAAACGAUAUUCUUAAACACACGAAUAAAAAUAAUCCAGAUCAUAGUGCAUUGGAAUUAUCCAUUAGCAGUAUUAAAGAAGUCAUGACGUACAUAAAUGAAGAUAAAAGGAAAACUGAGGGUCAGUUAGUUAUGUUUGACAUUUUCAAUGAAAUUGAUAACUGUCCACCGCAUUUAGUUUCUUCACAUCGGUCAUUUAUUGGUAAAUGCGACGUGAUGGAACUUAGUGAGGGCUUAAGUGGGCGUGGCGAUCAUUUAGUUUUGUUCUUGUUUACUGAUACUCUUGAAAUAUGUAAGAAAAGAUCAAAAGCUUUUAACUCGUUAAAGACUCCAAAUACAGCAAACGGACUGCAUACAACUAAAUUAAGUCAGGGAAAACCGUAUAAACAUAUCAAAAUGUUAUCACUUAGUACGAUAAAGAAGGUCGUGGAUAUACGAGAAACUGAUGAAUGCCAUAAAGUAUUUGCUCUAAUGGUAAGAAGUAAUCAAGAAUUAAAAGAGAAACUGUUUUCAUUUACAAUUACUGAUGAGGAAGUAAACAAGACAAAUUAUUUACGAACCUUGUGUAGACAAAUGGCUAAUACAGUAUGUAAAGCUGAUGCAGAUACGUUCUUGAUAAGUUUAGAUUCACAUCAACUUGAAAUUGACACAAGUGAUGUAGCAUUAGGAACAUUAAGUAAAGCAUUUAAGAGCCUAUUUCAUAAUUUUUACCUGGAGUAUAUGGACCCGUAUGUGUUCCUACUCAAUAGCAUGUGUGAAACCACAUUACAUGUCCCACUACCGUUUGCAUCCCGUACAAGGAUGAAAGUCGGCAGAGCGUUUAGUUUUAAUAAAACUCCAAGUAAAUUGAAGAGGGCAAUGUCAACAAUGAUGUCACCAUUUGGAUCAACUAAUAGUCUCACACCAGCAAGUCAACAGCUUGCGCAGAUGCGACUUGCCAGUUGCAAUAACAUUAACGAGCUGGGUAAUGGUGGUUCAGGCUCGCCAUCUAGAGACGAUGUUCUAGUAGCACCUAUGUCGGUUCAACCGACACGAAAGGCCAAAUGCAGUUCCCUGAGUAUGGCUUCAUUAAGAAGAAAUUGUUCAGAAGAAGUCAUGCAAGACAAAUCCGAUCUUUGAAGUACAACGCAUGCACACCUAUACUGUAUGUUUUCUUUGGUAUCAAUGAGAUUUAUGUGAAAGUAGAAAAUGUUAUGGAUGUUAAUGGAACAAGUAUGCUUGCACCUCAACUUAAAUAUUGCUGUCUGCAAUAUAUGAAGUUGUAAAACAUUUGCGUAAAGAUCAGAUGAAACAGACAACAUAUUUGUAGAUUUCAAUAAGAAAAUUCAACAUUUGUAUUAGCCAUGUGCCAAUAGAACCACACAGAUUUUUAUGAACAAAAUGUACAUUUCCAGUUACAUUUUAAGCAGUUGCAAUUACAUAUUAACGACGUACCAUAUGUAGUACUAUAUUAAUCGUUAAUUUAUGUAUGUAAUAUUUAAAUAAUUCGAACUUGUCUCAGGAAGGUAAAUGAAAUUGAACUUAAGGAAGGAGAAAAGAUAUUACGUUUCCAGUGUUAUAAGAAUUUCAAUAUGACAUACCUUCUACAAGAAAUGAAAAUACGAAAAUUGUGCCAUUUUAUUUUGAUAAAUAAUGUUUAGAACAUAUUACAACGUUUUAAACACCGCUUGUGGUUCUUUAUAACGAAAGAAGUAAUUAUUUAAUAUUAAUUUAUGAAAUUAACAUUAAUUAUACAUUUCUUAUCUAAGCUUUAAUUCAACUGCCAUGGUUUUCAUCAUUGCGGUUUUAAUUCAUUCAUGUGAAUUGCAAUAACUGACUAUGACUAUAUUAUCUGUAUGGUAUUCUGUUGCCUCUAUACAUGUAUCACCUUUAUGAUACUGUAAUGUAUCUUAUUACGUUCUUACUUCUUUCUUUUAAUAGGGUAAGCAUAUCGUAGUAAAUGUAAGAAAGUAAUUAAAUGCAAAAAUAAUAGAAAAAUAAGAUACACAUAAAUAUCAAAACCAUUUUCACUCUAAAUAAUGUAUAGGUAGUAUUAGAUAGUUAUAGAGAACUACAGUUUAUUAGCAUUAUAUUACUGUUACCUCUUUUAUAUUUCUUUGAUUAUACGCUUAUUGUAAUUGCAGAAAUUUUAAAGAUAUAACUAAUCAAAGCUAUGAAAUAUUCAUGGAACUAUUCACAUGUUUUCAAUUGCAAAAACUGCAUAUGUAAUUUGCAUUAAAAAUUCCGUAGAACAUUUUAAUUUUUAAACAUUGUAAACAUUUGUGAGAUUCAUUACAUAUUUUAUAAGGGACAGAAUAUUGGUAUAAAUGAAAAUUACUAUUUUCUAUGUUGCAAUUUCUUCGAAGUAUACAUAGUAACUAUUUUUAAGAACCAUAUUGUAAUACUGUGCUUAGUAUUACAUUUUAUUUAUAAUAUAUAAGAAAUACUUGUCAAUGUUUUCAGCUCCGUGAGCAGUUAAAUGAAUAUAUUACAAGAUUCAAAUAAUAUCUGGUAUAUUCAUUGAAAAAACAAUAUUGUUACGUAAAAUAUAUAUAUUUGGCAGACUAGAAAACUGUUUCUAUGAUUAGCUACUUGGUCAAUUACAAACAAUAGUUGUGAUAAAAUACUUUUUCUUUGGUUUUAAUAAUACGUUCAGAGAAAGGUUGAAUUUUGAAAAAAAAUUUUAUUUUUAGAAAUUGAAUCGAAUUUGAAAAUUAAUCAAACAUAUUUUUGUCCAUAAUACAAAAAAAAGUUUUUGUUUCACAUGAUUUUCAAUUUUUUUGAAGAUUAUGUUUUAGAAAAAGAAUUAUACUAUUACUCGAAUUCGAUAUUAUUUUUGUGAAAAAAUAUUGUCAAUAAAUGCAAUUAGGUAUAAUCAACUAAUAUUUUAGAUUGUGGAUUUAAAGGUAUAUGUGUUUGACUUGUGAAGGUCAAAAUUAAUCGAAUUCAAUUUUUUUAAUUGAAUACGAAUGUAAAUUAUAUUUAAAGUCCUUGUAAUAAUAACUUGCACUGCUUGCAAUAUUCUUUUAUUUCACUAAUUUUUAUUAUCUUUAUUUUCUUAUAAGAAAAGCAAAGUGAAGAGGAAAAAGGAAAUAUUUUAUUUUUUAUAUAAUAUUUAAAUGAUUAAAGUUGCAGAGAUUAUAUAAAAAAGAUUAAGAAUGUUUACCAAAAAGAUCAAUGGUGAGAAAAAAUAUAAAUAAUAUUUUUCUUUUUAAUUAACGAAACGAUUAAAAUUGAAAGAUUGUAUAAAAAAAGGCAAGUAAAAGUUUGUUAGUUUUUUACAAGGACUUGACUAUUUAGCGAAAUUCUUGCCUCGUUAACUCUUGCGUCUUGAAUGUCUAUUUAAAAAACGUGCCUUUACACAAAAAGGACCAUUAAUUACGAAAAUUUUCUUAAUAUUCUAAUAUAAAAAGAAAAACGAGACUUUAUUCAUGAUAUUUUUAUAACUGUUCGUUUUGCACUGAAAGGGCGUUUCACGAAUAAUUGUGGUAGUGGGGCUCUGGUAACCCACCAUAUUUCGAUUUUUAACUUAUAUUAGAUUCAUAAGAUUUUUAUAUCAUCUGUCUUAACGUUCGGACGAAACGGUCGUUUGUAUUUUUGACCAAACAAAAAGCAUCUUCUAGCACUGUACAUGGACAAAUUGAUAACAAAAACAUAUCAAGUAAGACGAUAUAAAGAACAUAAAAAUAAUUAUAAAAAACAAUUAAAUUGUUUUUUAAAAGUCUUCUUUAGGCAGACUUGUAAAUUCGAAACACAGAUUAAUCGAAUUUAAAAUUUGUAUUCAAACUGUUAAUAUAUUUUUCAUAUACAUGUAAUGUCCAUGGACUGUGAUAAGUAUCCUAAUAUUCUUUAAACUGUCGCGUAUCUGAAAAAAGGAUCAAUGUCUCGACAUUUUACAGUUGUGGAACACGUUCCACGUUCCACGUUCCACGAAAUAUUUGAACUUUAUUUAGCUUCGCGAACAUUGAUACUCGGUGUUUUUUCCUAUCGAAAAGGAAAAAAUUCCGAUUAACUCGAAGCAUUGUAAAUAUUUACUGAUAAGUAUAUACUAUAUAAGUGUAGUAUAGCGCAGAGAAUGUUUUUUACUACACUCAUAAUAAUAUUGUAAUACUUGUAAUUCGCGCAUAGUUGUUACUAUUUAUAUAAUACUGUAAUUGAUUGUAUAAAUUUACUCUUUAUUAUGUAAACAGACAA